AUGGCACCGAAACCUAUAUCGCCGCAAAGGCAAGUCGAUCUAAUCACAACCAUCGAGCAACUCAAACUUCAAGCUCGAGACUACCGCAAAAAGAUCAGUGCUAUUCACAACGUCAAAUAUUCAUCCCGGAAAGAGCGUAGCGAAGCUAUCAAUGCCGUCUAUGCCCAGCGCCAUGCACUCAUCAAUGAGAUCAAAACCUUGGAGCAGAAAUCACGAGAAGAGACGAGGCCGAUAGACGUGAACUUUCUCAAAGAUGUUCAGCAAGUCUGUCAAAUCAUCGACAGUUUGAACGAGUGGAUCACACAUGCGAGCUUCUUACUUGGUCAAUAUGUUGUUUCAGAUGGCGCGACGAAGAGUCCAGAACAGAUGGACCUAGAGGCUGGCAUUGCGGUGUCCAGAGCGAAUCUUGCUUCGUGGCAGCAAGAAUACGAGCGCUUGACAAACUCUCCGAUGAUGUGA
Dissoconium aciculare CBS 342.82 is the source of this 459-nucleotide messenger RNA. RefSeq lists its product as uncharacterized. The coding region runs from base 1 to 459 and encodes 152 amino acids. Lineage: Eukaryota; Fungi; Ascomycota; Dothideomycetes; Mycosphaerellales; Dissoconiaceae. The record is from RefSeq and is a predicted model, not a curated record. The transcript has a single exon.